ACACAUGGUUUAUUUGUUUACGCAUUGCAGUCUACUAGUAGACAUCAGUCAACCGAAUCCAGAUUUAUUAUUAGACAGAAUUUAGGCCUUGGGCUAUUUCAUUGUCAUAUGUAUAAUUGUUUUAACAGCCGUUUCCAUAAUUAAUUCAUUAUGGGAAAGAGUAAGGCUAAGCGGUUUGGGUCUCUCAAACCAUCUCCAACUGGGUUGAAAAGUGAAAAAGAGAUGGAGCAGGAGGCAGAGCUAAGGGGAGAGGAUGACAAUCAUGCAGCCCCUGCAGCUAUAACAAAUAUAAUGGAAAAGGUUUUUAUUUUAUUUACAUGAAUGAGAAUGCGCAAUCAGUUUAUAAACUAAAGCAGUGACUUUGGCAACUAAGUCUAAGCCAUGAGUUACCGGUAUUGUACUGUGGUGAAAUGUAAGAUGAUUUAAAUUUCGAAGUGGUUGCUAGCACCGUGACGGCGUGACGGUGUACCUAGCAAAACCAUGGACCUAGGCCUGCGUACAUCAUGGCGGUGUACCUAACAAAACCAUGGUCUUAGGCUUACACAGCGGCAAAAAUGUACCAUUGGCCUGGUUUUAAGAUAUGCCUGUUCACUGUUGACAAUCUUGUGUGGUCAAGUUGUAGACGCUUGGCGAUAUUAUAUUUUGAGAUCAAUUCCCAGUAGGCUCAGUAGGGGAUCGAAUUUUUCUUUUCAUUUAAAUUCAAAAUAUUUUAUAUUUAAAUUAUUAUGUUCAUUUGGAACAGUAGUUUCAUGAGAAGUUUUUAAAUAUUUUGUAGCAAUUUAAACAUUUUACAAAUGUAGCCUAUGUUAUAUUAUAUUCAGAUUAUUAAAUUAAGUGUUUCAACAAGUUGUGCCAGCCUUUGAUUUUGAAAAUAGCGGUAAUAAGACGUUAGAAUUAGAAAACAAACUGAAAGUUUCUGAAAGCUCAUGUAUAGUGAGCAUGUAACAUGCAUUAGAGAACCAUUUUGAAUACUAAAUGAUAUUUUAUUAUAUUUCAACAUUCUUCAUGUAGUUGAAUAUUUACAUUUUAGUUUUACGAACACCCAAAGAAAAUACCAAUAUAUCAAUAAUAUAUGAAUAUUAAUGUGCAUGGCCGUAUUUCAACCAUAUUACUUUCACUAUGCAUUGGCAAAAUUCACACGCGAUAUCCCUGGUUCAUUCACAACCCUCAGUCUCACAACAAAUCUUUUGAAAACACCACAAUUUUAGAAACUUAUGGCGCUGUAGCGACUGUAUAGUAAAGCCAUAGGUCUACCCUGUUCAUGACGGAAUUUGUUUCCUGAAUUGCAUGGCAUGUGCUAUUCUCAGGGUAAAACACAACGUUGUCUCACUGAAACCAUUGCUUGGGACAGGAUUUUCACUAUUUCAAUGUUUUUCAUCUGUUGUUUUUUUUUGUUAAGAAAUCGAUCUGUGUUGAGGGUGAGUUAUGGGCAGAGGCUUAACCAAUAGGGGGGCAUACACAAAUCAUGGGGUAGUUGAGGGGGGGGUUUGCUGAUGUCCGCCUGCAUUAUUUUACUAAUGUGUAAUGCCAAUGUAAAACUAAAUCAGUGAUAUUAAUUAUUUUUAAAAGACUAAAAAAUCACUGCACUUUUUUGUAUUUAUCAUACUGUUUUGUGUUGACAAUCGCUUGAUAUCACAAUAACAAUGCCUCGGACAACUUUAACUUCAUGAUCAACGCAUGUGAUUCUCUGCCUGUAAUGUAUUUGUGGCGUAAUUAUAACUUGAGGUUAAUAAAAUAGAUACACUGGCUUCCCAUUCAUUUUUACACCACACCCAAGGGAUCACAUACAAUGUUAUAAUUAUAAUGCCCCCCCCCCCCCAAAAAGAAAACAAAACAAAAACAAACUAGAGGAGGAGGGGGGGGGGGAAUUAAUAUUAAAAUUAACAACCCUUUUUAUGGUUUGCGUAAUUAUUUCUUGGUUCUAAAAAAAUGGAUACCCUGGCUUCCCUUUCAUUUUUACACCACGCUCCGAGGGAUCACAUAUAAUGUUAUUAUUAUCAUGCCUCCCCACCCCCACCCCCCCCCAAUUGUUGUUGUUUUUUUUUUUUGUGGGGGGUGGGGAGAAUAAUUUCAAAUUAGCUACCCUUUUUAUGCCUAUUAAGAUUCACAAUCAUAGGAUAAAACUUUAAUAAUUAUUAAAUAAAAUUGUAUUUUAAUAUAUGGGGGGAAAUAAAGUGGUUAACUUUAAAAAUAAAUCGUGGUUUAACAUUACACCCCCAGCCCCCUCCCUUCCAAUAAAUAAAGCCAUGCUUUACAAGUACUUUGCCACACAAGUUAUAAGCGUGGAACUUACUCAAAAGCUUCCUCCUAAGGUACUCAACCAUUUUAAAGAUAUAGUUUUCAGUUUUAACAAGAGUAUAACAUUAAAUCUACAAGUACCAGUUAGGCCAAAAAGUUUAAGACUCGCAAAGACCAUGGCUUUGCUACUUUAAAUCGCUGCGGUGUACGCAGGCCACAGACAAUGAUUUAGCUAGGUACACCGCCGCAGUGUAUGUAGUGCUGGCCUUUAAAUUUAAGUACAGCUAAACUAACACUACUAACAGUGAUUGGUUCAUCAGUUAUAGAAUUAAAGAUACAUUUGGAUGGAAUUCAAUUUUUUUUAAAAACUUAUAAAUAUGAAUUAUUCAGGUGCUAUCAUUUUAUUAUUAGCAAAAAUGAUUACAAAAAUAGUUAAAUAAAUUAGCCAUUCUCAUUUAUUAAUGAUUAACCAAAACCAUAACAAAUCCUAAUUGAAUUAAUUAUUAAUUGUUGCAAAAAAUCUUAUUUGUUUACAAAACAUCAGUCUACAUUUAAAACUAGAUUCAUAUUCAUAGGUAUAGUAUAAUUAAGUAUAAUACUUGUUGGCUUUGAACAAUCUCUUACAAUGAUUGAAUGAAAGAUUGUGGGCCAUUCUUCUCAUUAAGCCCUUAUUAUACAUAUGAUUUAUUAUGAUUAUGUCUGGAACUUUAUAAUUUAUAUGACUGCAGUUCAGUGCACCGGUUAACUAAUGUUGUGACUCGUGAGCAAUCAAACUCUGUAACUGCACUUUAAAAAGAAAGAACCAUGUGAUGCAUCACACAAAGGCCAGAAAUAACUAAAGAAAAUUAUCUGAAGAAUUGGUUACAUUAUAAUUUAAAUCAAGCUCAGGAAAAGUGGUUUCACAAUAGACAGUAUGUGAGGUGUUAAGCUUAGAGUUUUGGACAUACCUGAUUUGGUUCAAAUUGAUGGAAUCCGAUAUUUUAUUUAACUAUCUAGAUUUACAUCUAAUAUCUUGAGAAAAUUUUGGUAGGCUGAUUAAUAUAUAAAUAAAGCCACUGGGGAAAAUGGAAGAUUACUGAUUAUUUGCCUAUAAAUUAUAAACUGGUGCAGUCCUUGUAAAAUGGAAAUAUUAUAUGCCUAAUCUAAAGCCUAAUUAGAAUUUCUAGUGAGUAGUAGGCGUAGGCUGAGUGGGCAUAGUUAAUCAUUAAGAUUAAUGUAAUUAUGCAACAAACUAAUUAGCCUCCUGUAUCUAUGAUUAUGAAGUGAGAUGAAAUGGCAUAAUUUGGGUUGUGGAUCCCCUUAAAUUUUAUCUCAAUUAUCACUGAUGAUACACCAGAAAAAGAAUUAAAUUGUAGAACAAAAUAGCACAUUACUUUAUUAUAACAUAAGGUUGUAAGUGGAGUGAUACAAAUUUUGCUGUCAUUUACAAGACAACAUGCCAUUCUUUGCGCCCAAUAAUUUUUCUAUCUCAAGAAUGUCUAAAAAUCAAAAUUCUUUAUUAUUAUUAUGCUUGUGCUAUUAAUGCUAUGCAAAUUCAUGCCUUCUUUCUCCUACAUUUUUAAACAGUUACAAGGAACAAGUACAGAAGAGAGAGCAUGUGGGUGCCAGCUUAUGGCAAGUAUUGUAUCCCAACCAAAAGCCAUAGGUUAUCUACUCAAAGAAAAUGCUGUGAAAAUUACUGCUCCACUCUUUCUUGAUACUUGUUUGGAUGUGCGAAAAAGUGCACUUGGUGCUUUGCGGUCAGUUAAAUAAGAUGUUUACCUUUUUAAAUUUAUUUUAAACAGGGAUAAUAUUGUCUUUUCAAAUAAAAAUUUAUACUUUAAAAACAAUAAUCUUGUUAAAGUUUAAACACCCAUAUUUUGUGUAACAGUCUAUUUGAAACUACUUGUCAAAAUAAUUUGGAAGACAGUUUUUUCCCCUCAACAUUUACAGGAACAUGAGUGUUUAUGGACAGUUGGAUGUCUGUGAGGUGAUGAUCCGUCAUGACAUUUUAACACCUUUAACAGCAAUCUUGAAAGAGGUACUAAACUUUAUUAAAGUUUUACCAAAAUCUAUUUUCUCAAUUCUGAAAUUAACUUGAUGAAAACAUAAAUAUCGUUCACACAUCAGCCUUUGAUAACGUCAUUAAAAUUAAUUUAUAAUUAAUUAUCUUGGUUAUUGAUAUGAUUUUAUAAAUUUACUGAAGUUUUUAUUAAAUUUUAAUUUAAAUUGUAUUUAUAAAAAAAUAAUUCAAUUUUAAAAAAAGUAGACUAUAAUGAAGCAAUAAUUUUUCAGUCAGCAAAUCAAGAUUUAAUUAAUUUUAAUUAAGUAGUUUUUACAUUACAUAUUUAUUUGAUCAAUUUAAUUAAUUUUUUUUGUUGUAAAAAAACUUUUUUCACUGCUUGAUUGUAUUCGUGUUUUAUUUAUAUUAUAAUGUAAAUUAUUUUUUUUCAGUAUGGGGAUGCUUGGUUACCACAGAAAGAUAGUACCAAAUCAGAUGCAAGGACAGAUGUUUUAGUAGAAGCUGUGGAACUUCUGUCAAAUCUAUGGUAAAUUAAAUUCAUUGAGCAAAUAGCCUGGCCUAUAUAGGGGUCUGUUAAACCUCUAACUCUAAGUUGUAUAGUAAUGGGCAAUGGUCUUUAUGGUCAAUAAGAUACAAUAUGUAAUAAUAAAAAAUGUGUAUGAUGGAUGUGUUCCAGCCUAUUGGAAAUCAAAAUUUAUAUCAAGCAGCUUAAUGGUUGGUUGAGUUUAAGACUUCAUUGUCUAACAUAUGUUAUUUUGAUUUAGCAUUUUGCACUUACUUUUGACCCACUUCUACCAAACCCAAUUGCACAUUUGUGACCAUGCAAUAUUAUUACUUUUUUCAAAUGGGCUGUAUGUUCAAUAGUACCUCAGUUGAGCUUUGCAAAUUUAUAUUUCUUAAUAGACUGAUGCUGGGGUCAAUAAAUCAUGAAUCACAAAUUUUCACAAAGACAGCACAUAAGGCCCUUGAUUACCCUCAUUGUAGGAAGUAAACAAAAAAAACGAAUAUAGAAUAUUUAUGCUUUUUUAAUCAUUCAUACCAUUAAAAUAUGAAUAUUGAUAUAAUUUAUUACAUCAAUUUUUAUAUCCACAGUGAAAGUAGUAGUGUGGCAGUUCAAUGGUUCAACAAGGAAAAGUUGUUAGCAUUGAUUUUACCAUUAUUAUCUGUUCCAACAUAUGGUUAUCCCUUGUGCAUUGCUGUUGGUAAGCAAAGAGUCAUGUUUUCUUAGUAUGUUGUUUUGACAUAUGUUAUGUUAGCCCUCAAACAUGGCUCCAAUUAAUAUGCCAUUGGUCCUUGUUAAGCAAUUACACUGAUCUACGCUCAAUGUGGCAUGGGUAGGUGUUAAACUAUUUGUAGAGGACUUAUAUCUUUGUCAAAGGUGUCUGUAGUAAUCAGUAAAAAUAACAUAGCUUAGUGAAUAUACCAUUUUACUGAGGAUACCGGCAUGUAAAUUUAGGAUGUUAACUGAUUAACUACCAGAUUGAAAAACCCGCUGUGGCCAAAUUAAAUCUAAGUCACAUUUUCUCAUUUUAGAUAUGUGUACAAUUUCAGCUGCCGUUUUCUUAAUUAUAAACAUAUUCUAAUGCUUAAUAAACAAUUUUAUGGGUAAUUGAAUUGUCUAUAAUAUAAACUUAAAACAUUAGUAAAGUUAAGUUUUGUUAGGAAAUUAAUAAUUAUUAAAUUAGUAUUUUCAAUAGAAAAACAAUAAAAAAUAUAUUAAUGUGGCAAUUCACGUAUAAAUUUUAAAUUUCCUAAUCAUUUAAAGCCUUUCAUUUGAUUGUUUCCAAAUAGUAUAUCCAAUAAUAAGCAAAAUGCACCAAAGAGCACAGAAAUUGAAAAAUAUUUACACUUCCAAUCACUUAUAUGCCUUUAGUAACCCUGUCACUUGUUGCAGCGGUAAACAUCAUGUACAUUUUUGUAAAUAGCUAGGAAAUUAAACAAUUAAAAUUUCAUUUUUUAAAACAUUCUGCCGAUAGCAUGAGUUUUGAAUAUAAACAUCCUGUCGGUAAAUUAAAAUCUCGAAGCGAAACGGGAACGGAAUAAUAUAAAUAUUCGACUCAAUUUACUACGAUACUAACAUUGGCACUACCAGCGGCUCGUGGCCAUAACGAAAGAAAUGCCGAGCCGCUGGGAGCGGCUCAUGGUAGUUAACCAGUUAAGAAAUCUGUUUUUAUCUUCCUAACUUUUUUAGCGCCCCCCCCCCCCUCCCCAUUUUUGUUCUCUUUCUAUUGGUUGUUUUUAAUAAGUUAAAAAAUAUCAUUUGUUAUAAACCUCCAAAUUUCAGAUUUCAGCAAAAGGACUGGUAAAAACCUCUCUAAUACCCUAUUUCUUAUAUAUAUAUCUCCAGCACGAUGCCUGCAUGUGGUCAGUGAGAACAAUGAAGAAGUUUCUGCUCUGUGUCAAGUACAAGAGGUUGUUUCAAAUCUGUUGAGCAUAAUUACCACUGUUCCCAAUGGUAUUGAUGCUGUUUUGUUAAGAACACUAGCCACAGGUUGGUACAAGACAUUGCUGUUGUUAAAUAGAAAAUAAAAAUGGAUAUCACACUGAAUAUAAAAAAAAAUAAAGUAUGAAUUUACAUGUGACUUUAUUAUUUGGAUAUAAAUAUGGGACCAAUGAUUUCAUUUACAUACUUUUUAAAAAUUAGAUUAUAUCAUUAAAUUAUAGAAGAAGCAAAGGUUUGUUUAUUUUUUGCUUUUUCACCCCCAGGAAUUUUGUUAAACUUGUCAGAUAUUGACAUAUCUGCUUAUAUGAAAGGCAUCAUAACAGCUAUAGUUGAGGUAUUGGACUUGGAUAGUUUUGCUGUCAUAGAUGCAGCUUUUCAAAGUAGUCAACAAACAGCGGAGGUGAGAGACCACUUAAAUAUCAAUGUUUUUUUAAUGUCAUGUUGCUUUUUUUUUUUUCGUUUUGCUAAUUUUAUGUGAAGUGCGGUGAGCUUAGCCCUAGCUGCGGUACCGUGCUAUAUAAGACCACUUUAGUAAUAAUAGUAUGGUGGUGGGUAGCCAAGUGGUCUAAACUGAGCAAAAUCUCAAGUUGGUAGUCAGCCAGAGCCCAGUCAAGCAAAAACAACACCAGCACCCGGGGUGGAUGGGACACGUUAACCUUGGAUGGCAACUCAUCUAAGAGAAGGAAACUCUGAACUCAAACUCGGAGAUGGAGUCCCGAAAGGCGGAUAACAUUGAUACAAUGAAACAUUCCGACAACUCCUGCGACGUCACUGGUGCCAAGCUGUAUCAUCCAAUGAUGUUCCCUUGGGUUAUCAAGUGGCGUGGAGAGAGGCGAUUUGCUGUUGGGAACCAGCUUAUAAUCCUUGAAGAAUAAUCCCAAGCCAUGUGGAUUUUGUCCUCCGAAGCCCACUCCAUCAUCACAUUGUGACGGACGGCUGCCAGCAAAUAAUAGUAUUAGACUACUGAUCUUGUAAACAGAUUAAAAGGUGGGCUGUUAAGUCAUCAAUUAAUUUAUUAUUUUAAAUAUACAGACUGUAAAAGUAUUCCAUGACUGUGGGAUUCAUCAACUGAAAAGGGCUUAGUGUUUUGGUACUAACCGCAUGCUAAAUGUAUAUCUCAAGUACAAAAGCACAAUUGAUUUUUUGCUCCUUUGUUAUGAUUACUUAGAAAGUAAUAUCAUGUUCCUGAAGUAUGAUAUCUGCUUGUGUUUUCAGGAAGUAUCUUUAGAAAGUGAGAUGGCAUGGCCGGAAGUGGAUAAGUUGUUAAGUGCUCAGGGUGUCAGUUUAGAACUACUUGCAAACUUGUGCUGUCCUGACGGUACUUUUAUUUAUUGACAUUCUUAUUUCUAAUUUGUUUGCAUACUAUCAUCAAAAACUUGUGGCUAGCCCCAGCUGGCUAGCAAUUAAAGCAAUAAUUGCUAGUGUGUACAUGUAGUGUUAUUUCAUCAUUUCAAUGAUUGAACUGAUAAAUCUAUGUCUGUGUUGCUUUUAUUAGUUAAGUUUAAUUAUUGUUAAUAAUAGUACCAUUUUUACUAUCAUGUGCAUAAGGUCCAAUUAUAAUAGAGGUCUAUAACCAAAAUUGUUACCAUAUCAAUACAAAAUAAUUAACAGGGAUUGGACUAUUUACUUGUUCAAUUAUUUUUUUUCUUUCUUAAAAUGUACACCAACAGAAUCAAAUUUAUAAAUUUUAACAAUACAGUGGGGACUCGGAAUCCAAACUUAAUCCGUCCCAAAACCCUGUUUGAGUACCAAAUCGUUCGAUUUCCAAGACAUUUUUAUCUAUUUACAUUAAUAAAAACUGGAUUAAUCCGUUAUUGGGCCUAACAAACUCAUUAGAUCCCAGUCCUUUUCUUAAAAUUCUCGAACCCCUACUGGCUUUAAACUUCUCCUUUUGAGCACUAGUAUCAUUCAUGCCUUUGCCAUAAACGAUCGUGGAGGACCUUGGCCUUCUCACAUAUUAUUGCCUUAGAAAUCACUUCACCAGCCAGCUAUUUUUCAAUAAUACAGACAUGUGUCCCCUCUUCCAAUCCAUAUUUUUGUUCAUCUCCCAGAGGUCAAUGUCUUUAACCCCUAUUACCACUUUAGCUGUUUUGACACCUUUUUUUUUUUCAAAAUGAUAGUCAAUUUAGACACCCUGAACAUAGUAGUGAAAUCAGCCACACAUGUACAGAUUUCAUGCUUAUCGAUAAGUUCUUUCUUAAUUUCAAACGUAGCUCUUUCUUAAUUCAAGCAUAGCUCUUUCUUAAUUUCAAGCGUAGCUUUAACAACUGUCCUCUUACUCUUAUUUUCCUCACUACACUUGUUAGGAUCCCAGGUGAACACCAGAUACACUAAGUGUUAAUUUUAUGAAAUACCCAUGAAGCGUACUGGGAUUGAUACUCAGAUAUAAUAUUUAUAAAUUCUUAAAAUACUGAUUCAUUAUCAGGCUGAAAAUCUCCACCAAGUAGAGUUAAGAUGUUGAUUAGUCUGCAAAUAAUCUUCAUUUUUUAAUGCAUCGAUACACUAGUGUGAAAUAGAUGUGGGAAUAAAGAUAUAGACUGUUGCCCAGCUUUUUUUUUAAAAUUUUGUAAUCACCUCAGAUGAAUGGGAGGAUGUGGAAAGUCAAGGCUCAGAAGAAUCUGCAGAGGACCAGGCAAUGGAAACCACCUGUCAAAAUGCAACAGUAAGUUUUAUUUUUGAUUAAAUUUCAAAUUAAGUUUUUAUGUCUUACAGGUAUGCACAAAGUUUUAUACAUUUUUCUUGUGGAUUUUGUAAACAAUUUAUUUUUUUUGUUUUUGAUUUUACAGGUUGAACUCUGCCUCCCUAGUGAAAUUAAUUCAGCUUUUGUGGAAAAGGACAUAAUAUCCAAGGUAUGAAUACUUUUUAACAAAUACAUCUUCACAUUAAUUAUAUUAUAUUACAAUUGAUUCUAUUAAAAAAAUUUUUGAAACUUUAUUUUUGUCAUUUUCAGAUGCUGCUUCUGAAACUUUUAUAUCAUUUUGAAAAUAAGCCCCUGAAUAUCUUGGGAUUUGUUAAGGAAUGAUGGGGGGGGGGGGGUGUAUGUUUUUUUACUUUUUUAAAGACAUUAAUUACAUUCAAGUAAGCUUUGCGGCUUUAUUUUUGACCAAAGGUCAGGCCCUUUGGGUUUCUUGGGAUUUGUUAAGGAAUGAUGGGGGGGGGGGUGUAUGUUUUUUUACUUUUUUAAAGACAUUAAUGACAUUCAAGUAAGCUUUGCGACUUUAUUUUGAACCAAAGGUCAGGCACUUUGGAUUUGGGUUGGGGGAGUGUAAAUGCUAAAAUCAACUUUCAUGGUAAUGUUAUAAAAAUAUCUGCAAAAAAGAGUCAUUUCUGUUGUUUGACACAUUUCUGGUGAUUUUUUUUUUUUACCACAGCGCUCAGACUUUAAAUUCUUGUCUGGAACAGUUUUAAUUUAGGAUAAAUGUAUACUGGUACUGAGUUGAAAAAAACCAAAUGAUUUGUGAAAAUUCCAACCUGUCAAAAAGGACCCAUAAUUUCUAGAAUGCUGCCUUUUUUUGUUCUUCAAUUAAAAAAAAUGAACAAAUUUACUAUUUUUGUGUUUUUUUAAAUCAAAAGCUUUUUAAACAAAAAAUUAGUUGCAUCAAGUAUUCAAGCACCCUAAAAAUACUUUCCUUAGCUAUCUGUUGAGAUUCUGAAAAUGUAUUGCCGUAAUUUUUUUUUUAGGCAAAUCCUUAUUUUUAUUUUACAACAGAUCCUACAGAAAGCUUCUCCAUUGACCACAUCACAAAUUUCCAAGUUGGAAGAAUCUCAUUGUGGAAGAAAUACCCUUAAAAAGUAAUUAAUGUUAACCAAAAUGUCCACUUUGAGAAAUUCAAUGGUUUUUGGUGGUGAAAUAGUUCAUUUAUUUUACAAAUUGGUGUAUGAAAAGUGUAGGUUCAAUUUUGUUUUGUUUUAUCUAAUAGACUGUUUGACCUCCAAACAAGAGCUUUACUCUGUCUCAGUAAUAUAAUAGGAGCUGUGGAUGAAGCUUUCAUUUCAGAAUCGACACCCCUGAUGAAAGUAUGGACAGAACUUAAUAAUUUAGCCAGUUUGCCCAGAGGUAAAAGUUCUUUUGAAACUCUACUACAGUUAUUUACUUUGCAGUUUAUUUUUUAGUACGUAGCGCUGAUUUUACUGAAGAAUAAUCUUUUUUAAUUGUCAGCAGAAUCCACUAAUGAAGAUUUUAAAUGGGCUGUGACAAGUGCACUGAGAGCAGUCAUGCAGCGUCUUUCAGAGGUUCAAGCUUCAAAUGUAAAUUCUGAAAAUAAUGUUUCCUUAAACAUGGUAUUUAAAGGAGAGUGCUCUCUUACACUAAUACAGUACUGUUCAGCGGCAAAGCUUAUUGAAUAUAUGCCACUUUCUGAGUUGUUAAAAAAUAUAUUUAUUAUCUAUUGAAUUUUUUGGUGGUGUUACUCUUGUGCCAGUUUUAUAAAUGGUUUUCAGACGCUUGUACCCAGCUGAUGUCAUGUCAUGACUUCCUAUAUUAUUUCCAUAUGACAGAUCAGUAAUGUGCAAGAACCUGAUUUAGACUUUCUUUUGGGAUUGGCUAAAGAUAUUGAAAACAGAGAGGUGCAAAUAAAUGUUGUACGGAUCAUAUCUACUAUUGGAUGCAUUAUAUCAGCUGGAUCUAAUCCACUUCUUAAGGUUGGUAAAAUUCGAUCUUCCCAUCAUAUAUGACUUUUAUAAUCUACAAGCUUGUCCAAUUUUAUAUGCUUUACAUUUUGCUAGAUAUUUUUUUAACUAAACAUUACAAAAAACGAUGGGGAGAAGUGCCAGCCUAUUACUGCCCCAUUGAACUUGCUGCUUUUCUGGAACUUUUAAAUAUGUGUCAUUUAAAUCUGAUCUUUUUAAUAACUAUUUUACACAGUUGGCAUGUUUACAACAAUUUUGCCUGUUUACCUGAUAUUUUUAACUAGAAUUUAAACUCAAGCAUUUUUAUAUCCAGAAAAUCGGAACCAUUCUUCUGGAAGUGGCUUGUAACAAUGAAGAUGUUGUUGUUGUGGCUGAGGCACUGGAUUCAUUGUUUGAUGUUUUUAAAGAAGAUGCAACAGAUUUCAUAGCUAAAGAAAUUGGUUUGGUAGAUAAGCUUAGAGCUCUGCAGCCAUCUUUCAAGACUAGAGUAAGUAUUUUUAAAGGUCUAAUUUGACUAAUAAUGUGAUAAAUGAAACGAUUGAGUUAACUGAAAAAUAUCUGUCAUGAAAAUAUAAGCCUCCUAUGCAAAUAAACUGCAAGCUCUAAUGCCAAUUUUAAUAUAAAACGGGCACGGCAUGGCUGCCCAUAUUUUGUAUGUUCAAUCGCACAUGAUCUAAAAGCCUGCUAUCACCCAUCUAUUAGUGCAAUCCAAUUUUAUGGAACCCAAUAACUUGUUGUAGCGGGGUUCAAAUGUAUUAUUAUUAUACUUUGUUUUAAUUUCUGGGAGUUCCUUACACUUAAUUUAUGGUUAUGGACUGCCUCAACCUGUUUUUUACCGUAAAAUUGUUUUUUCCUGACAUCAAUUUUAUUUUAAAAUGUUCCAGACCUAUAUUUUUAAAAAUUAUUCCAAAAUCCUUUAUCACUGCCUCCUUUGAUUAUCACACUGGUGCAUUUUGUUAUUUGUGCGUGACUGUUUAUUGUUAUCCAUGAGCUUACAAAAACUGUGAAACUGUUAUAUCAUAUGGUGUACCCUUUCUGAUUCUAGAUAAAUUAAUUAGCUUAGUGUUUCAUAAUUUUACAAAAGUCACGAGUGUUGGUAGUUUUUCAGAACCAUUCAACUAUUUUUCUAUGAUUGGACAUUUAGAUGAGUAAAAGCAUUAGUGGCUGGGAUUGAAUGGAUAAAUAACUAGUCAUUUUAAAAUUCCUUCUUUAGUGAUUAAUUGAAUUUCUUUUUAUUUCAGGUCUCAGGGAAUCGUAAAAAUUUUGGAGAAAAUUAUGCAGUUGUAAUGAUGGCAAAGUCCAACCUUGCUGGAUUUAUAAAAUACAAGUUAUCUCAGACAUGAAAAAUAACGACAGACUGAAACUCUAUUGUCUUUCCAGAAAUUGGAAUACUUAACUUAAUAGUUAAUUUUUGAAUGUAUAUAUUAUUAUGAGAUUGUUUGAGUAUGUGUGGAGGGAGGGGAGCAUUAGUGUGUGUUAACCUUUGAUUGGUUACACAAUGUUUUUCUGACACCUUUAUACUAAUGACAAAUACUAAGGUCUAAAAUUAAGUUCCCUGUGUCAUUUUUGCAUGCAUGUGAUAAAAAAGAAUGAUUAAAAUUAAAUGUUAUUUUGACACAUCAUGAAUAUACUUUUCUUUAUUAUCUUUGCUAUGCUUAACCAGGCACGAUUUUCUUCUAUGUUACAAAAAGAGGAUUAUUUUACUGUACUUCAAUCUCAAUUCAUGUUUAAUUAUUGCAACAUAAUUUGAGAAGCAAUGAAUAGAAAUGCAAGAUCCUUGGAAAUAUUUUGAUAUUAUUAAUUUCAUGCCAUUUAGAUAUUUAAAAAAAGGUAAUUAUUCCACAAUCGGGAUGUAAGACAAAUUAUGUUACCGACAUUAAGAUACCCAAAGAUUGGAUUAAUAAAGCGCUGGAAAGAAUAUGAAUUUUUUUUUUUAUUGCAUUGAUUAAUUUUUAAAUUUCAAACAUAACAAAUCUUGGCUAACAAUUAUUUUAUACAUCAUUUACAG
Molecule: messenger RNA, 13320 nt
Organism: Lymnaea stagnalis (great pond snail)
Lineage: Eukaryota; Metazoa; Mollusca; Gastropoda; Lymnaeidae
Source: the annotation of a GenBank genome assembly